AUAUGACCGGAAAACAAUCAUAUGAUCAAUGUUUACAAAAAAGAAAAAAGUCCAUCCAUUCACACAGACGGUGCUUGAUAUAGAAAGAAUACUGUAGGUGUUUACGGUCAUCAUGAGGCUUGUGAUCCUUGACGACUAUGACCUGGCCAGCGAGUGGGCUGCCAAAUACAUCCGCAACCGUAUUAUCCAGUUCAAGCCCGGCGAAGAGAGAUACUUUACUCUGGGUUUGCCCACAGGAAGCACACCACUUGGGUUUUACAAGAAACUGAUUGAAUAUUACAAGAGUGGAGACAUAUCCUUUAAAUAUGUGAAGACUUUCAAUAUGGAUGAGUAUGUUGGCCUGCCUAGGGACCAUCCAGAGAGUUACCAUUCCUACAUGUGGAACAACUUCUUCAAACAUAUAGACAUCGAACCCCAGAAUACCCACAUUUUGGAUGGCAAUGCGACUGACCUUAAGGCUGAGUGUGACUUCUUCGAAACGAAGAUAACAGCUGCUGGAGGCAUCGAGUUAUUUGUUGGAGGAAUUGGACCAGAUGGCCACAUUGCCUUUAAUGAGCCCGGUUCUAGUCUUGUGUCGAGGACACGAGUGAAAACCCUGGCAAAGGACACUAUAGUGGCCAAUGCUCGCUUCUUUGGAAAUGACUUGUCUAAAGUCCCUACUAUGACUCUUACUGUUGGUGUGGGCACAGUUAUGGAUGCUAGGGAGGUUAUGAUACUCAUCACUGGAGCACACAAAGCCUUUGCCUUAUAUAAGGCUAUAGAAGAAGGUGUGAACCACAUGUGGACCGUAUCUGCCUUUCAGCAGCACCCUCGUACCAUCUUCGUGUGCGAUGAAGACGCUACGCUCGAACUCAGGGUCAAGACUGUAAAGUACUUUAAAGGGCUGAUGCAUGUUCACAAUCAGCUGGUUGAGCCGACACACAGCAUGAAAGACUAUAAAGAUUAAGACUAAAGAGGAUGAUGCAUCGGUAUGUAGUAGUGUAAUGUGCUUUCGGAAAACAUACAAGUCACACAAAGGCUCACAAAGGUGCCUGAAAUACCAGUGAUGUUGCAGGGUUGCAUCACAUUAAUGUUUACUUGCACAAGGCCAGGAAUGUAUUUAAAGGCAAGUUUUAUUAACCAGUCAUUUCUAGCCUUGUAAUGUUACUGAAGAAACACCUCAAGUGUAAAACCUCAUUUUAAUUCACCCUUGUGUUAAAAAAAACUUAACUCUUUUCCAUUGUGUAUUUAAUGUACCUUCAAGUGCCACUGUUGUAUUGAAAUAAUAAGGUCAACAUGUGUCUUAUAUCCAUAGCAUAUAUUUCAAAAUAUGGUUCAGAGGUAAAGGAAAUUUUGUUUAUAUGACAUUUGGGAUAAGUUAAUUAAAAUAUCUGACAUAUCUUUGAUAUCUUUUCAAAUAGAAAACCCUGACUCGCAUACAUAUUCUUGCAUAAACAUACAUCAAACUUCAUUUGAAAGCAUAACCUACAGAGUAUCUGAUGCCCAUAUUUAUUUUAGUCUGAUUUAUCUUGAGUUUUGACAUAAUGCCUAUUACAAUAUAUUUUCCAUAGGGAAGUAGGAAAAUUUUAGAUUAACUGGAAUUUAACUGGAUUUGUUUUAGGCAUGCCAAAGACCAAUCCAUCUCAGAAAAUGUAAGUGAUUGGCAAGUUUAUUUGGGACCAGCAUUAUUGGUGUUUUUUUUCUUUUCUUUUUCUCCCCCCCAAAAAAUAAUUUCCCAGUAAUUUCCAUUGAGUGUAAUACAAUCUGACCUUUGGAGCUAUGGGCCACUACCUUUGACAUAUCUGUGGCGCUGUGUGACCAAAAGGAGCUCAUAAAUCCUGAUUCAGAAAAUGUAAUGCAUCACAAAUCAAACUGAGUGAAUGGAUACAUUCACUCAUACAUUAGCACUCCACACUCCUUAUUAUUACUGUGUUGGUUGCUGUUUUUAUUGUUACAGCAAACCCAUUAUUCUUACUUUAUUCCUAGCGUUUAGACAUGUUACUGCAUGGAAGGUUACUGUAUCAGCACUUUGUGUACGACUGAAUUUAUUUGGAAGAUUUUUGAACCUCAGUAUAUAGACUUGAUUAAACUGUACCAUACAUGUGUCUCACAUGUGAAAGCUGAUAACAGCAAUAAGUGUUUGUGUUGUAUUUUCACUUGAUUAGUGCAACUGCUGUUACCAGUCUUUUAUCUUUCAUUUCAACACCAAAUCUCCUACACACUCCAUGGUGUAAGACUAAAAUAAAAUGUGGUUGGUUUAAAUA
Clarias gariepinus (North African catfish) is the source of this 2243-nucleotide messenger RNA. It is a transcript of the gene gnpda2, whose product is annotated as glucosamine-6-phosphate deaminase 2. Gene Ontology annotation, cellular component: cytoplasm. Gene Ontology annotation, molecular function: identical protein binding; glucosamine-6-phosphate deaminase activity. The transcript has 7 exons. Bases 113 to 946 code for a protein of 277 amino acids. Lineage: Eukaryota; Metazoa; Chordata; Actinopteri; Siluriformes; Clariidae. The record is from RefSeq and is a predicted model, not a curated record. Gene Ontology annotation, biological process: carbohydrate metabolic process; N-acetylglucosamine catabolic process; D-glucosamine catabolic process.